CGAAGUCAGACGUGGACGUAGUGCGGAUUUCUCUAGAACAGGAAGUGAAAUGAAGAGCAACAAGAUGUCGAAGAUGGACAGCGAUUUUUAACCAGGUUUCAUUUUGAUUUCAUUCUCUGAGUGGCACAGCGUCACUGAUGUCUUCGAGGAAACAUGUCGAAACAGUUGUUGUUGAACGUCGAGGAUCCGCCGAGUUUCCGAACUGUUACAGCGAUGAGUAACGACACAGCGAACAUGUCCAUCGAUCAGGACGGAGAGUGGGAUAUCAGUUUGUUUGACGAAUUGGACGACUUGGGAGACGCUGAAGCAUUGCUGCAGGCUCUCGAGAAUGCUGGCUAUUUGGAAAAUGCUGCUGACCUGAACCUGGACGUGGAUCUGCCUGUGUGGAGCGCAGGUGUGUGGGGAGACACCAGCAGUACAGAUGGAGACGUUUCAGCAGACAUGCUCUCUCCAGCCCACACACUCAGUUCCGUCUCUUCACCCACGUCAACAGAGGCCCAUUCACCCUACUCUCUACUGGAUGAAGCUCUGUCUCCACUCUCCUCCCACUCUCAGCCUUCUCCACUCUCUGUCUGCUCCGAUUCCAGCAGCUCGACCGAACCACCCGCUGAGAAGAAGCCAGUCAAGAAAAGCAACCAAAUAAAAGCUAAACCUGUCCUGAGGCCCAUUCAUCUGAGCCCUAAAGUCUCCAUUCAGCCUAAACCACUGAUCACAACACUGCCCUUUGCUCAGCCUGCAGCUUCUCUUCACACCAAAACCAUCAUCAUCCAGCCGGUACAGACUACCAUCAUGCCAGUGGUCAAACCUGCACCCGUCACCAUCCAGCCGGCACCCCCUGCAGGAGGUCAUCCCAACAUGCUCUCUCAGCCCACCCAGGUUCUGCAGCUGCAGCCUCCGCAGGUUGUUCCUGCAGGUGCCCGGGUGCUCACCAUGCCCAGCCUGGCACAGGAAAGGCCUACAAUCCCCGCCCCCUCUGCCGCCACCACGCCUGUUGUCGGCAUUCCGCUCCGGAACCCUUCAUCAGACGAUGAUUCCAACGUGUCACGACGGCAGCAGCGGAUGAUCAAGAACAGAGAGUCUGCAUCUUUAUCACGGAAGAAGAAGAAGGAGUACUUGCUGACCUUGGAGGCCCGUCUGAAGGUUGCGCUGUCCGAGAACGAGCAGCUGAAAAGUGAAAACGGGACGUUAAAACGGCAACUGGAGGGUCUUUUAAAUGAAAACACCAUUCUGAAGGCAACUGCACCAAAGAGACGAGCCGUGUGUCUCAUGGUGGUCCUGGUUUUCUUGGCCAUCAACGUCGUGCCAUUGAGCAUUUUUAAGGGGGAUACAGACUCCAAAUUUGCACCAUCUUCUGGUCCCAUUAGCAGACAUCUGCUAAGCUUCUCGUCAAAGAUCGACACAGAUUCUUCUCAAAAACUGGAGGACAUGGAAUCGAUGCCAGAGGAGAAAGCUCUCAUGGUGGUUAAAAGAGAUCCUCUCUUCCUCAGAACUCCUCCUGUUGCUCCUCCCUGCCAGCCUUCAGUCAACAGGACCAAGUGUCUAAGGAUGGCCAGUGAGCUGAGGGGGUGGGUCCACCGGCACGAGGCAGAACGCACUAAGAACCAGCGUAACAGCAGCACCCACUCCAGAGCUCGAACCAUCACGAAAACGGGCAACAAGAAGGCUGAAGUGGCGCAGAUCGUGACGGUGCAGUACACGGACUCUCCUGAAAAGCUUUCAAGCAACGAGCUGCAGGUUUACUACGCCCCGCACCGCACCUACAGCCAUUUCUUUGAUGAGCUCAACCGAAGAGGAGACACCUUCUAUGUGAUUUCUUUCCGCAGAGAUCACCUCCUCCUUCCUGCCACCAACCACAACAGAGGAAGCAGACCAAAGAUGUCAGUGGUGCUUCCAGCGAUGAAUAUAAAUGAAAGUGUGAUUAAAGACAAAGAGUUUGAGGUGAUGAUGCAGAUCGACUGUGAGGUCAUGGACACCAGGAUCCUUCACAUCAAGUCCUCCAGUAUCCCACCCAUCCUGCGGGUCAACGAAACCGAUGCUGAUUCGUUCUACCACUCUGCCCCUUCUAACAGUCAUGCUUCACCACCUGUUGGCGUUCUCAUGGGCUCUGCUUGAUAGCAGAAGAGCUUUUUGGAAUUGGAGUACAAUUGUAUAAAAUCUAGGUAGAAUUUGAGAAAACCACUCUGAUUGAAAAAUGACAAGUCCAUUAUUUCCCCUGCCCCCUUACCGCCCCUCACCGCCCCCUCACUGCCCCCCUCACUGCCCCAACACUUAUUUUAGAUGCAUCUUAAAAUCUGUAAGCUGUAAUUAUUAAAACUCUCAGGAAAUAAUAUCUAGUUUGUGUUCAGGCUACUCUGUUUCUAGGAUCUUUGUGUAUUUGGAUCAAACAGAAUUUAUUUGAGCAUUUCUUUUUCUGCACUGUGCCUACGUGUACUCAUGAAGUUUUGUUUCCAAGCGUCCAGCAGGGCACAUAUGCAAACUUUUACAUUCUUCGAUUUUAUGUACUAAUUAAUAUAUUGUGUAAUUGUUACAAAGCAUUUAUUGAACUUCCCCAUUUCUGAUUUUCAAAUUGAAGCGAAACGGAAAUAAACACUGGACUAUGA
Messenger RNA from Silurus meridionalis, 2600 nucleotides. It is a transcript of the gene atf6, whose product is annotated as activating transcription factor 6. Gene Ontology annotation, biological process: regulation of transcription by RNA polymerase II; endoplasmic reticulum unfolded protein response. Lineage: Eukaryota; Metazoa; Chordata; Actinopteri; Siluriformes; Siluridae. The transcript is spliced from 16 exons. The record is from RefSeq and is a predicted model, not a curated record. Bases 154 to 2112 code for a protein of 652 amino acids. Gene Ontology annotation, molecular function: DNA-binding transcription factor activity, RNA polymerase II-specific; RNA polymerase II cis-regulatory region sequence-specific DNA binding. Gene Ontology annotation, cellular component: nucleus.